This is a messenger RNA of Opisthorchis viverrini, 2688 nucleotides long. RefSeq lists its product as hypothetical. The record is from RefSeq and is a predicted model, not a curated record. NCBI's taxonomy places the organism in Eukaryota, Metazoa, Platyhelminthes, Trematoda, Opisthorchiida, Opisthorchiidae. The coding region runs from base 1 to 2688 and encodes 895 amino acids. Gene Ontology annotation, biological process: spliceosomal tri-snRNP complex assembly; mRNA splicing, via spliceosome. Gene Ontology annotation, cellular component: U4 snRNP; U4/U6 x U5 tri-snRNP complex; precatalytic spliceosome. The transcript has 9 exons.
AUGUCCUUAGCAGAAGAACUUUUAGCAGACUUGGAUGACGCAGAAACAGCGGAAGAACACAUUGCAGAUGGCGCUGACGACGAACUGGAAGAUGUGAGCAUGACUCUUGGCACCGAUGGCUCCUUCGUGCUUCCUGUCGAUGAUAAGCCGACGAGUUCGGUCAAGUCCAUGACGUUUUCAAGUGCACCAAUCACUGCGUUUGCCAAACUCCGUCAUUCCGAGAAGUUAUCCAAAGUGAUGUCUGAUCUGGAUUACUAUUCCAAGAAACCAAAACGCGACAAAAUCCAUGGGCCGGUUGAGUCUGACCCGGAAUACCAGUGCAUCGUAGAAGCAAAUAACUUGAUGGUGGAGAUAGACAACGAAAUCAAUAUCAUCCACAAGUAUGUGCGGGAUCUUUACUCCAAUCGCUUUCCGGAACUGGAAUCUCUUGUUCCUUUGUGCUUGGAUUACCUGAAGGUAGUUUUGGUUUUGGGAAAUGAGAUCCUUGAGCGAUCCAAGCAGACUGAUCUUUUGGCAUCCUUUCUGACUCCUGCAACAAUUAUGGUUGUCUCGGUCACUGCGUCCACGACUCAAGGGGCUCCUUUGGAUGAAAAUCAACUCAGCCGGAUUAUGGAGGCAUGUACGAUGGCAAUCGAACUGCAAGAAAUGCGAUCUGCUAUGCUCGCUUACGUUGAAUCUCGCAUGUCUUUCAUUGCUCCAAACACCAGCAUUCUUGUGGGAGCCUCAACGGCUGCCAAACUGAUGGGUCAUGCUGGUGGCUUGACAGCCCUCACAAAAAUGCCCUCCUGUAACAUACUUGUCCUGGGUGCACAGAAACGUCUGCUAUCCGGGUUCAGUAAUGCUUCCGUUCUUCCUCAUACGGGUUACAUAUUCAAUGCGGAGGUCGUGCAGAAGCUACCACCCGACUUACGCUACAAGGCAGCUCGCUUAUUGGCUAACAAGGUGGCUUUGGCCGCUCGGGUUGAUUUGUUUCAUGAGGCUUCGCCUUGGCUUGUCUUGUCCCCAGUUCUUCUACAGAUCUCGUUUUUUUCUAAUUUCAUCCAUAGGACGGACACAUCGGCGAAACGUGUUUGCUCGCCUUCCCUCAUAGGUCAUGCUGGUGGCUUGACAGCCCUCACAAAAAUGCCCUCCUGUAACAUACUUGUCCUGGGUGCACAGAAACGUCUGCUAUCCGGGUUCAGUAAUGCUUCCGUUCUUCCUCAUACGGGUUACAUAUUCAAUGCGGAGGUCGUGCAGAAGCUACCACCCGACUUACGCUACAAGGCAGCUCGCUUAUUGGCUAACAAGGUGGCUUUGGCCGCUCGGGUUGAUUUGUUUCAUGAGGCUUCGGACGGACACAUCGGCGAAAAACUUAUGUUGGAGGUAGAACGGAAGUUUGACAAGUGGCAGGAACCUCCUCCGGUCAAGACAAUCAAGGCUUUACCUGCUCCCAUUGAUCCUCCAGCAAAGAAACGUGGUGGACGACGUUAUCGAAAGAUGAAGGAACGCUUAGGCAUGACGGAAUUACGGCGUUCGGCCAAUCGAAUCCAAUUCGGAGAGAUUAGUGAUGACGCUUAUCAAAGUGAUUUAGGCUUUUCACUGGGUUCCUUGGGACAAAGGGGUAUCGCCGGACGUCUCCGGGCUCCCCAAGCAGAUUCCAAGACGAAGGCGCGAGUGAGCAAAGCUCUUCAGCAAAAGCUGUCCCGUUUCGGUGGUAUGUCCACUAUGCCCACCACAGCACUGGGUGCGACAACCUGGGGUGGGAGUUCCACGGUUCGGAAGCAUGUGGCUGGUACCUCUUCCUCCAUCGCAUUCACACCACUUCAGUCUCUAAUGCUCCCGGGGAGUCCGCUCACAGAUAUCGAGUACGCAGACGACAUAACCCUUCUUGGAUCUGACCCCGUCGUAAUGCAAACAAUAUUGAAUAAUCUAAAUAAUUCUGCCUCACAGUUUGGCAUGCGCCUCACACCUACAAGGUGUAAAGCGCUACUGCAAGACUGGGUGGGCUCGAACCCUAGCCUCAUGCUUGCGGAUGAACCGAUUGAGGUAGUAGACAAAUUUGUUUAUCUGGGCAGCUGUAUCAGUCCCGGUGGUCUCACGGAAGAUGAAAUUUCCAUCCGGAUUGGGAAGGCCACAGCAGUUUUUGCGAACCUACGUCACCUGUGGCGUAGGCGUGACAUCAGCUUCUCCGUCAAGGGUCGAGUUUACAAUGCUGCGUUGCGCUCCAUAUUACUAUAUGGAUCAGAAACGUGGCCGCUACACGCCGAGGACGUCAAAAGACUUUCAGCGCUUGACCACCGAUAUCUUCGGAGCAUUGCCCGAAUCGGGUGGGAACACCGGAUCAGCAAUGCUGAAGUACGUCGAACAGUAUUCGGGAGAAAUAACUCACCCCCGAUAGAUGAACUGAUCACACUGCAGAGGUUGCGCUGGCAUGGCCACGUGCUGCGUAUGCCAGUCGACCGAAUUCCUCGAAGGGCUCUUUUAGUCCAACCAUGUGAAGGGUGGAAGAGAAUCAGAGUCGGCCAAACAAUUACUUGGCAGCGAAGUAUGAAAGCAGUUACCAGCAAACUCAGCUGCGCUGGUCACUGCCGUCUUCUUGGAUGGGGACCCCGAGACGGGCCACAUCAAUGGCUAGAGACAUUAUCAGACAUGGCUCAGAUGCGCCCUCAAUGGCGCUCGUGCAUCAAAGCUAUUGCCUUCAAUGCAUAG